AUGAUUAAAUAAACCUUAAAAUAUGGUUAGAUAGUUAGAAUUCAUUUAAAUGAUAAGGAUGAAAAUGGUAUAAUAGUUGCUAAAGGGUAUUUACAUUCUAAUUUUUAUAGAUUUCUUGAUCCUAAUGCUUAUUAUAUGUAAAUUGACGAUCUUAGAAAAGCUAAUAAUUUUAGAGAUUCUCUAUUUACUAUACUUCCAAGAGGUACUUUUGAAUUGCAUGAUGAAUAUUUAAAAGAAAAAAAAAAUUAAACAGUAGAUGCCUUGAAAAGUAGAGUAUAAACAGAAGCCUCCCAAUAUUACACAAUAAUUUAAUCAAGAAUGCAUGAAGAAAUUUUAUUAGGAGCAGAAGUAGUAUUUAAACAUGUAGACUCUUAAAGAUAUUUAUUUGGUUCAUAUGAUUGUUCUGAAGUUGCUAUGGAUGCAUUUAAAUUGAAAUUGUCUCCCCAAUUAAGUUCACAUACUAUAUUUAAAUUGGCUGCAUAUUAAACUUAUUAAAAGGAAGGUUAAAUCAUAUAAAUAGAUGAGCCUUUAAUUAUUGUACAUGAAAAAACUCAAUGUAAAUUAGAUUAUGAAAGAUGUCGUAUAUUUUUGGAUCUUUAGAUGUUCGAUAAUAAAAUUAAUGGUAAAGCUUCUCAAACAGAAUCAUUCAAUAAAACUUUUAAGAAACCAAUUAAUACUAGAAAUGAAGCUGUAGUCUCCCUUAAUAGUGAUAGAUAAUGGAAAUUUUAAUUACAUGAAUAAAAUGGUAAGAUUGUUCCUAAUGAUCUAUGUUUCUUCAUUUUCUCAUAAGAUGGAUCAUAUUUAACAUCUGAUGGUCGAAGAUUAAUAUUAUAAGAAUAUAAAGAUACUGAAUAUAUUCCUCUUGAUUGUGUUUGGGAAUUAUAAUUAUAUGAAAAUAAAUAUGUCAUUAGAUCUCAACUUUCAGGUUCUGUUAUCGAUUCAAGUGCUUAACUUUCUUAAUAUGAAAUGUUAGAUAAUUAACAUUUAUAAAUAGAACCUGCUAAAUUAGGAAAUAAUGAAGUUUCAUUUAAUAUGUUUGUAAAAAUUAAAUUUGAUAACAAAGAGUUACAAAAAGCAAAUCUUUUAAGAUGUAAAACUAAAAAAUUAACAAUAACUCAAUCUGAAAUUGAAUAAUAUUAAAAAUAACUUGGUUAAGAAGAUGUAGAUUAUGUUUAAUAUAAUGUUGAUUUUUUAUAAAGAAAUUCUGUUCAUGGAUUUUAAAUUAAAAGACUUAAUGAUGAUUUAAAAAAAGAUCUACUUUUAAUCACAUCAUCUCAUGAAAUUCUUAAAUAAUUUAUAGAUUCAUUAUAAUUAGAAGAUAGCGUAUUAAUUGAAUCUAUUAUAAAUGAGAAAAUUUUAACUUAAGUUCUUAAAGUUAUUAAGAAAUUGAUUGCAUACUUAUUAAAUUGUGAAUAUAUAAAUAUUGAUAAAUGUGAAAAUUUACCUAUUCAUUCUAGAUAAUUAUUUAUGAAAGAUUUAAAAUUGGUUGAAAUUAUUAUAUAAAUAAUAUUCUACCUUUGGGAAAAACCUAAAACUAUGAGUUUAUUUUUAAAUAAGAAUUAUGAAAAAGAUAAACUUAGAUAAAUUUGUAUAUAUUCCUAUGUCUUAAUUGAAAAGAUGGCUAGAAACAAUUCAUCUGUUAAAUUAUAUAUAUCAUAAUGGCUAAAAUUUUUCUUAAUAUAAGCUAUUGAAAUAGAGGAUGAAAAAAUUCAAAUAUCAUUAGCAGAAUUAUUGAAUGAUAAUUAUUAUUCUAUUAACAAAUUUAUAGAAGAAGCAACAUUUAAAGGAUUAGUAAGCGCUAUUAGUAGUAAAAAAAAGGUACAUGAAAAACAUUUAAGAAUAUUUAGUUCUAUUAUUAUUUGUGAUGGAAAACCUAUAAUUAAGAAUUAAAUUGAAUUACUUAAUAAAUUUUUUAAGCCAUAAAGUUCUGAAAAAGACAAUUAUCUUUUUAAGUUCUUAUUUAAAUAAGAUGGUAAAAAAAUAAAAGUUCAAAAUUUAAAUAAAACAUGGUUGACUUUAAAGGAAUUCUAUGAUUAAAGUUAAAAAUAGGAUGAUUUAUAAACCUGGAAUUAUUUUUUAGCUUAUAUCAACUUAUUAUCAGAUAUUUGUUAAAAUAGAAAUUAAUAAGGAACAAAUUAUGUUAAUGAGUUUUACUAAUUAUCAGUUUUAUGUUCAAUAUUAGAAGAUCCUGAAACUGAAUAAGUUAAUGCUAUUGAUCCAUUUCUAAAGUUAAUACAUUCUGCAUUUAUUGAUUUUUCAUAAUUUGCUCCUAUUAGAAGAAUAGCUAGAGUUAGAGAAUGGGCUAUAAUUGAAUAAAAGAAAGAUAUAAUAAGAACUAAAACUCCAAUUAGUGAUGAUUAAAAAAGAGUUUUAUCCUUUAUCUCUCAUUAUAUUACUAAAAACUUCAACUAAAAAGAAAAAGAGAAAUAAUACUUUAAAACUUUGUAUACUGUCCUUUAUGUUUUGAAAACUACUAUACGUUUAGGAUAUUAGUAAAAAAUUGAUGAUUUAAAAAAUCUAUUGGAACCUUUAUUUAAUAUAAUUACAUUUAAAUAAAAUCAAUCAGAAUAAAAAGAUUAAUUAUAAGAUAGAAGCUUAUAGAAUAAAAUAUCAUAAAAUCAUGAUUAAUAAUCUCAUAAAAAGAGAUUUAUUGAAAUAAAUACAGAAAAUAUGAUUAUAUUAAAAUGUAAAUAAAUAUCUUGUGAAAUAUUGGAUAUAAUUAUUGAUAUGGAAACAAAUGUUAGAGUUAGUUUAAGUACAAUUAAAUUAAAAGAAAUAUUUGAAGAAGAAGAUAAAAAUAUUAAUAAUUUAAUUCUUAAAUCUACUAAAUAAUUAAAAGAAAGUGAAAUUUAAAAAUAAAUGAAAAAUAAAAUUAGAAGAUUAAGUGUGAUAGAAGUACAUAAAAAUAAAGUUGAAAUAUGGUAAAAUUUUUUUUCUAAUUUAAUAUAAAAUAGAGAUCUUUUUCUUAAGUUCUCUACAGAUAUUAUUUCUAAAUUUGCAGAAUUAUCUAAAUAUGAUAAUGAAAUACUAUAAACUUAUUCAAUAAAAUUAUUAAAGAGAAUUUAUGGAUAUAGAAGAGAAUUGAUUGAAAAUUUUGAUAAAACUAUUAUUGUAAAUAAAGGAUUUACACAUAAAUUAUCAGUAGAUAGCAGAAAAACCAGAACCAAAUUACUUCACUUUAAUGAUUUCAAUAUUCUAAAUCUUAAUCUGAAAAAUUAAAGUGAAUAUAAUUUUAAUUUAUGGGUUGAUAAGAAAAAUAUAAAAGAAGGAGGAGUUAUAUAAGAUUUAUGUUGGCUUAUUUAAUGUUUAAAAUAAGGAGAUGAAGUAUUAUAUGAGAAUGUGAAAGUCAAUUAUGAAGAAUUUUAUGCUGAAAAUAGAUUAUAAUAAGUGUAUACUGAAAAAGAAUAAAAUUUUAAAUUGCAUUAAAGUUUAAUUAAAUGUCAAGACUUACAUGAGAAUAUUUUGGCAUUUAUAAAUAUAGCUACUAAACUAGUAAAUGAAGUUUCUGACCAAUCAGAAAAUGAAAAUAAUAAAGUAAUCUAAAAAGAAUAAUAAAGUAAUUCUGAUGAUAAAUUGAUCAUGAAAACUUUGUAUGCAUGUUUCUAAUUCCUUACAAUGUUAUUAUGGAAUCAUCAUGAAAAUAAAUAAGAUUAAGAUUUUAUAAGAAUCAUUCCAAAUUUAUUUUAAUAUCUUAAAUAUAAUCUAUAUUGCAUUUAAUUUUUAAGAGAACUAUUUUAAAAUAAUAAAUCAUUAUUAUUCAAUGAAUCUAAAAUAACUUAAAUUAUUAAUGAAGUUGUUAAACAAUGUAAUACUUUAAACUUUAAUUAGUAUUAUAAAGCUUAAUUAAUAGAUUUUCUUAGAAUAUUAACUAUUUAUAAUAAUAAAUCCAUUAAAAUUAAUUAGAAUCUAAUAAUGGCUGCUUUGUAAAAUAGAAAUUAUGAAAAAAUCAUGAUAUUAUUUGAUAAUAAUGAUUCUUUAUUUGAUGAAAUCGAAAAAUUAAUUGCUGAUUAUCAAAUUUAAUAUUUUAAGGUAUUAAAACAAAGAAAUAAUAAGGAUGAAAUUAAAUAUAUUAAUUUAAAUCCAAAAUUGACAUAUCUUUUUAAUUAUUUUUAAUUAUUAGUAUUCCUAAUAUCAAAUAAUAAUGAAAUCAAUUUAGGAAAAUGUAAAUAAAUGCAUUAACAUUUAAAAUUAAUAACACUAUAUUAACGAACAGGUUAAUGUUGGCCUUUAAAGAGAUACUUAAGAGCAUAUAUAAAUAGAUUAUAUUAUGAAAAUAACAAAGAUUUUAUUGGAAUAUGUCAAAAUCUUAUUGAAAUUGAUUUAGAAAAUAUUUUGAAUGAUUUAAAAGAUAUUUAUGAAUUAAGAGAAUCAGGAUGUGAUUAUUAAAAAAUAAAAUUGAGUAAUCCAACAAGAUUCUCAUAUUUAUGUUCAUAUUUUUAUAUGACAUUGGAAGAAAACUUAGUAUCAUUAAAAUUUAUUUUUGAUGAAAAUUACUUUCUUAAUGAAUUAGAAGACACUUUGAUGUUAAAUUUAAAAAUAAGUGAACCAGUAUUAAAACAACAUUCAAUAUUAUUAGAAUUUGGUAAUAUUUUAUUAAAAAUUGAGCAUUUAUGGUCUGGAUCAGAACUAAUUACAAAUUUAAUUAAAGUACUUAUGUUUUAAUUUUACUACAUUUAUAGAACUUUUGAUUUACAUACAUUAAUAUUAAGAGAUGUAUUAUCUAAUCCAAAACCAUUUACAGAUGUAAUAUUAGAGACAACCUGGACACAUAAGAAGUAUUUAAAUGGCAAAGAAUAAUUUAUUUAAUAAGAAUAGAUGAAAUAAACUUAUUAAAUUAAAUAAUAAACAAUAUUAUCUCAAAAAUAUCAAGAAUUGUAAUAAAAAUGGUCUGAAAUAUAUAGUGAUCGAUUAGAAUCAAAUAAUAUAAAUUAUUAGGAUUAAUUGAAAGAUAUUUUAUUAAAUGAAGUUUAUGAUUUUUCCAAUAUAGAUAACUAGAUAAAAGUAUUAAAAUAAUAGAAUUCUUAAGAUAUAGAAUAUAAAAAGACAAAAUUAAAAAGAAAAUAUGAAGAAUAAACUAAAAUAAAUAUGAAAUUAAAUAAAAGAUAUAGAAAUUUAAUGGAGAUAUUUUUGACAAAUAAAACAAUUAAUGAAUAUUUGGAAGAAGAAUUUAUUUUAUUUUGUACUGGUUUAGAUUAAAUAAAACAUCCAGUUAAAUCAUCACUUUAACCUCCUAUUACUUUAAAGGAAUUUAUAUAAAAUAUUAUUCAUUUAAAUCUAAAUCAUUAUGACACUUUAAGUUAAGAUAUUUAAAUAUUCUUUCUUAAAGCAUUAGAAAAGAUUAUAAGAAAAAGUGAAUAUGAAAAUAAUCCAGAAUUAUAAAAUAAAAUGGUCAAAUAAUAAUAAAAUUUUUUAUUAGAAUGUGGUGCUGCUGAAUUGAUUUGUAAAUUUCUUAGAAUUCCUAAUCUUGAAUUAAGAUAAGCAUUAACAAAUUCAUUAAUUUCUUUUGGUAAUGCUUUCUUAGAAAGGGGUAAUAGAAAAUGUUAGAAUGAAAUUUAUAAAAAAUUAUUAAAAGAUUCUAAAAACAAUAUUUUAAUUAAUUAUAGAUAAUUAAUUAGAAGAGUGAGUAGAGCUGUUUAUAAUAAUUUUAAAUUUAGAAAAAACAAACCUUAAUAUAGUUUUCCAAAUAUUGAAUUAUGUGAUAAUUUUGAUUUUUAUGAUGAAAUUACUUAAACAACAACGAGAGUAAAUCAUAUGGAAAAUGAUGAUGUAAGAGAGGAUAAUAUAAAAGAAGAUUUUAUUAAUUUAUUAAAUAGAUCAUUUAGAUUUCUUUAAUUAUUGUGUGAAAAUAAUAAUGUAUAAAUGAAGAAUUUUAUAAGAUAAUAAAUAGAGCCAGAUCUUAAUCCAAAAAUAGGAUCUAUUAAUUUCAUAGAACUUGCAACAUCAUAAUUAAGAGUAUUUUGUAAAGCAUUUAAUUCAAAAAUUAGUGAAGUUCCAAUAUAUAUUUUGGAUUUUAUAUUAGAAGUAGUUUAAGUACCUUGUUUAGAAAAUUAAAUAACUUUAUGUAAGACAACAUUUUUUGAAGAUGUUUGUUAUUUGGUUUAAUAAUUAAGUGAUAAAUAAAAUUAAGAAUAAAGAGGAUUAUUAAUAGAACAAGAAUGUUAAGGUAUGUAAGCAUUAUUUAAUAUAUAUAAUAAAAUCAUUAUUAUUAUAAUGAGUGUUUUAGAAGGAAAUGAUGAAAGAAUAUAAGAAGAUUUGCGAAAGAAAAUUGAUCCAAAAUUUUUAAUUGAAAUAAUCAAAUAAUAUCUUUAAAAUCAUAAUCCAUAGAUAUAAAGUAAAGAAGAUAUGGAAAAAGCAUUAGAAGAAUAAUCAUUAUAAAAAUAUGAUCUAAAAUUGCCCAAAUAAAGUGAUUAAAAUAAAAAAAUUUAAAAGAAUAAUGAUAAUAUAGAAAAAAUACUUAAUGUUUUGAUAAUAAAAGAGAAAAUUAAAUUUUAGAAAUUUGAUUUAGAUGAAAAUAGUAAUUACAUUAAAGAAAUUAUGAAAUUUUUAGAAACUAAAAUUUUAAGAAUAGAAAUAAUUUAUGAAAAUAAACCUUAAACUAUUUUAUUUCCAUCUCGUCCAUUAUUUACAUUUUUAUCAGAUGAAACUAGAGAUAUCAUUAUGUAUAAUGUUAAUAGAGAGACUUAAAGAGAUAAAAUAAAUGGAUUGUUAGAAUAUAGAAAACAAAUAUAUAGAGAGCUUUAAUAUAAUUACGAAUUAAGUAAAAGAGAAUUCUUUCCUAUUACAUCAUAAAUUAUUUAAGUAUUAAGACAUCUUUCUGCUUUUUUCUCUAUUUCAGUAAAUAUAUUAAUGGUACUGUUUUAUAAUAUGGAGAUUAAUAAUUUUUAAGUUAUAUUAAAAGCAGAAUUUUAUGAAUAAUUAAUAAUUAAUGUACUUUCAUUUUGUUAAUUAUUUACAACAUUAAUUUAUUUUAUUUGUUAUCUCAAUUAUAGAAUACCUAUUUGUAUAGAUAGAUAUCGACCUAUAGGUUAAGAUUUAACUUCUGAUGAUUCAGAUAACGAAUUAAAUCAAGAAGAAUCAGAUGUUUCAGAUAAUGAAUAAAGUAAUGAGGUUUAAGAAUAAAUCAAAUAAUUUGAAUAGAAUUAAAAAAAGAAUGAAUCUAAAAUUUAAUAAUUUUCUCAUAUUUUAAGAUAUAUCUUAGAUUCUGUAAAAAAAAUUAGUUAAUAGAAUGAAGAUUUUAUAUAAAUAACAUUCUAUUUAGUGUUUUCAAUUCUUGGAACAUUUUAUAAAAGUUAUUUCUUUUCAUUACAUUUAUUUGAUUUAUUUAGUAGAUUAACUUUAUUGAAUAAUGUAUUUUAAGCAAUUUCUCAUAAUGCUAAAUAAUUAAUUGUUGUUUCAUUAUUGGGUGUUUUGUUUAUAUAUGUUUUUUCAUUUACAUCAUUUGAUUAAUAUGCAGAUGAUAUAUAUACUGAAAAAUAACCAGAAGAACAUUGUGAAACAUUAAUUUCAUGUAUGAUAACUCUAGUUACAAGUGGAGUUAUAGGAACAUCAAUGUCAAAAUGGGAUUUUGUUAAAUUUUGCUAUGAUACUUUGUAUUUUGUAUUUUUUGCAUUACUUUUUACAAAUAUAGUUUCUGGUAUUAUGAUUGAUACUUUUGCAGAAUUGAGAGAUCAAAGAUAAAAGAUUGAUGAUGAUAAAAAGAAUUGUUGUUUUAUUUGUGGUGUAAAGAGAGCACAUUUAGAAAAGAAUCUUGAAUAAUUCGAAUAACAUGUUAAAGAUAAACAUUUUUUAUGGAAUUAUAUCUAUUAUAUAUAUUGCUUAAAAUUAAAAGAAACUACUGAUUACACUGGUUUGGAAUAUGCAAUUAGUGAAAUGAUCAGAAAAGAUAAUAUAUCUUGGUAAUUAUAAUAUCAAAUUAUAGGUUCCCAAUUUAAUUUGAAUAAGAAGCUAAUUAAGAUAAAGAAAUAGAUGUAAGAAUAGCUUAACUUGAAGGAGAAAUGAGAGAGAAAGAUGAUAGAAUUGCUUAAUUGGAAUUAGAUGUCAAAAAUAAAUUAAAUAAUAUAAAUAAUAUACUGACAUAAUAACUAGAAAAAGAAAUACCUUCUAAACUAGAAAACUUAAAUUAUUUAAUUACAGAAAUGUAAUCAUCAAAAAGAAUUAAUUGA
This is a messenger RNA of Paramecium pentaurelia, 8162 nucleotides long. The record is from the annotation of a GenBank genome assembly. NCBI's taxonomy places the organism in Eukaryota, Ciliophora, Oligohymenophorea, Peniculida, Parameciidae.